Molecule: messenger RNA, 4419 nt
Organism: Ceraceosorus guamensis
Lineage: Eukaryota; Fungi; Basidiomycota; Exobasidiomycetes; Ceraceosorales; Ceraceosoraceae
Exons: 6
Coding region: 344-4102 (1252 amino acids)
Biological process (GO): phosphatidylinositol dephosphorylation
Cellular component (GO): cytoplasm; membrane
Molecular function (GO): phosphatidylinositol-3,5-bisphosphate 5-phosphatase activity; phosphatidylinositol-4,5-bisphosphate 5-phosphatase activity
Source: RefSeq, a predicted model, not a curated record
CGUAGACUUUGAUUGGCCCCUUGUUGGCCAAAUGCUGCACAAAUGCCUCAUGCACCUCCCCAGAUGUCUCAUGCAUCUUGCCAGAUGCCUUACAUGCUGAAUCUGAGGCUCCAAAUGAAAGCCCAAUAGAUGUGGAGUUAUCUACAUAGAAUUGGGGUUUCGAACGCGACUCAGCCCCGCUUAUGCGCACCGCUUUCACUCAUUCGCGAGUUACUUGACUCACGACUGUGACUGCCACCUUCGCUACGCACAGAACAGUCACCACACAGCACUCAUCACCUUCCGCAACCGCUAUCGGCGUCGGCCUUGCUGAGAGCGUCGCUCUCCAAGCUUGUCGAGAAGCAUGCAGGUGCACAUCCGGAAGUCACCGCGCGCCGUCAUCCUAUCGUCCUCUGGGACCGGUGCUGCCCAGCAUGGAGCGACCCAACAGGACGCGGUAUCGCUGGUCAUAUCGAUGGCCUCAGCAGGGAGCAGCGCCCCUACAGGCUCCACUAGGGCCGUCAUCGAACUCUUGCCCACCUCCAAUCUGGGGCUGUCCGACUCGAGGAGGGUCACGCCCGCCGGCAGACCUGCUCACGGCUGUUUGGGACUUAUGAAUGUCGGGCCGGAUGUUUUUGCCGUCAUCGUAGUCAGAUCCAUCAAAGUAGGAUCUGUCAGACCUGGGGAGGAGGUCUCCAGGAUCAGUGCCGUAUCUUUCGUCUGCAUCAAUAGAGCCAGCUGGGAUGACAUCUUGGAUCCUUCAAUGACCGAGGGUGGGUCCUUCGAUCCAUACGCCGGCGAGUCAAGCUACACAACGACCAAUACAAGCACAGUAGCAGUAAGGGAGGAACAUCCCUGCACAUCUCUCAGAAAGCUGCUGAGCACCGGCAGCUUCUACUACGCCGAGAAGAAUGCCUUCGACCUCUCCAGACGCUUGGACCGACGUUGUCGCCUACGGAAAGCAGCGAAUUCUGAGGGCGGAAAGCGUCCCUUCAAGUUUCCCUCGGCAGACAGACAGCGCAACAAGCAAGCCAGCAGCUUGACCAAUUCCGAUGCCAGAUUUGUGUGGAACACCUAUAUGGCCGAGCCACUGCUGCAUUUCCGCGCUGGCCUCGAUCCCGGGGAGCAAGACAGGCUGGAUCGUGCUGGCUUUCUGCUCCUUGUCAUACAAGGCUUCGUCGCGACCUUCGAAUGGCCUGCAUCUGGAACACAGUCACACAAGCCCUACGGCUCCACAAUGCCAGGUCCCGGCUCUGGCUCUUCGAUCGACGCGUUCGGUCCUAAUGCUGUAGGAUCUGCAGCUUCUUCUUCUUCUCAGAGCGGCACCACUCUAGCGCUCAUAAGUCGACUAAGCUCGAAAAGGGCUGGCACUCGAUUCAAUACACGAGGCAUCGAUGACGACGGCAACGUGGCCAACUUUGUCGAAUCCGAGACACUCUUCACGCACGAGUCUGUCACUGUGAGCUACACGCAAGUGCGAGGAUCGCCGCCGAUGUUCUGGGAGCAACAAGGGCUGCAGACCUUCAACGCGAGGAUACAGAUCACCAGGCCUAGAGUAGCCUCUCAACCUGCUUUCGAUCGGCACUUUGUCGACCUUCUGUCCCAAUACAAAGCAGUGCACGCGAUCAAUCUGCUCGGUACGCGCGAUGCAGAGACGAUACUCAGCGGGGCAUACGCCGAACAUAUGAGGCACACUUUAGCUCCUACCCUGGCUGAAUCCAUGCGCUCGGCUAGGCAUGGGGCAAGCGCCCAUCAAGUCGACGAGAAAAGCGGCUUCGGUUCCGACAGCGAGAGCUCGGAACCCGAUUCGCGAGAUGACGACGGCAGUGACCUGGACAAGCUUGGCCUUACAAAUUUUGACUUUCACGCCACCAGUAGGCUGCACGGUGGGCUGGACGGCGUCAGGUCAGAGCUCAAGUACCUUGGGCCCGUUCAGCUGAAGAAGCAAGCUUUUGGAUUCACCGUGGUAGUCGAGGGAGGAGAGCAAGAAGGGGUAUAUCGCCAGCAGGCUGGGCUCUUCCGCGUGAAUUGUCUCGACUGUCUUGACAGGACAAACGUCGUUCAAGACAUGCUAUCGCAGUCAGCGCUGGAGACUUUCUUCGAGAGGGCUAGCAAGCACAGUGCCGCUUUCGAGCCCUUCGUGCCCUCUGGCCAUCCGAUUUGGUCCACGCAUCGGAUCAUGUGGGCGGAGAACGGCGAUGCUCUCAGCAAGAUCUAUGCUGGUACAGGAGCAUUGAACACGAGCUACACGCGUGCAGGCAGCGGCAAGAAGACGCUUGGAGGCUUUCUUAGCGAUGCAGCAAAGAGCGCUGGACGCAUGUACAUCAACAACUUCCAAGACAAAUCCAAGCAGAGCGUCAUCGAUGCGCUUCUGGGCAAUCUCGCGAACCAAAAGCCCGUCAGCGUGUACGAUCCCCUUAAUGACUCGGUCAGCGCCGAGUUACAGGACCGUCUCGAUGAGUACUCGAGCACGCGCGAGCUCGACAUCUUUGUUGGCACGUGGAACCUGGCGGGCCGCGCUCCGAUGGGCGAGUCCCUUCUACCAUGGCUGUUCCCGCAGGGCCAAGGAGAGGCCAGCAAAGAAGCAGACAUUAUCGCUCUUGGAUUUCAAGAAGUGGUACCCCUCACUCCCCAGCAGAUUUUGAUGACAGACCCUGACAAAAUCCGAGUAUGGGAAAGCGUACUGGUGGACGCGCUGCAUAAGAGACCGAACAAAAGGGGGGAUUACAUCCUGCUGAGAAGCGAGCAACUUGUAGGAUCUGCGCUCGUCAUCUUCGUGAAGGACACAUUGGUGGACAGCGUUCGGCAAGUUGAGGCUGCUUCCCGCAAGACUGGGCUCAAAGGGAUGAGCGGAAACAAAGGCGGAGUAGCUAUCAGGCUUAAUCUUUGGGACACGAGCCUAUGCUUCAUCACUGCCCAUCUCGCCGCUGGCUCUUCAAAUGUAGAGGAACGCAAUGCCGACUAUCACACCAUCUUGAGAGGGCUUGCAUUCCAGAAAGGUCGCAGCGUCGCAAGUCACGAUCACGUCUUCUGGGCUGGAGACUUCAACUAUAGAAUAGAUCUACCGAAUGAAACCGCUAGGCCUCUUUGCGCGCAGCAAGAUUUUGCACAGCUAUACGCUCGAGAUCAACUGGAUCGGGCGCGAGCGUCGGGAUCGGCAUUUGGGGGCUACGAAGAAGGCGAGGUGCGCUUCUUGCCAACGUACAAGUACGACUUUGGGUCCACAUUGUAUGACACUUCGGAGAAGCAGCGUGUGCCGGCUUGGACAGACCGGAUUCUGUUUCGUGCGGCCAGACCUGGCAGCUUGACGCAAACUUCGUACAGCAGAGCAGAGCUCAAGACUUCUGAUCACAGACCUGUCUACGCUAGUUUCAAAGCGGAAGCCAGGGUCUUCGACCACGAUCGCAGGAAUGCCAUUCGCCGGAACUUGCUUGCGGCGGGCAAAAGCGCUCAAGCGCGCAGCGGAGGUUUGGCGCAUCAGUUGCCACACCUAGGCUCGUCUUCAGAAGAAGAUAGCGGUGACCAACUCGACUUGCCCCCUCCUUCCGACGAGCACUCCAAUUGGUGGGAUACCGCAUCAAGCGAGGAUGAAUUAGACCCUUCGAGCGAUGGCUCGAGUGCUGGCAGCGCGCAUGGCAAUCCUUUCGUCAACGCAGAUCGUGAGAAGCCUCAGUGGCAUCAGCCCUCACAAGGCCUCGCAACACCAUACAGACGGCCACCACCUCGACCUCCCAAAAGAGGCGACACGAUUCGGGCCAAGUCAAAUUCCACUUCUAGCCGCUCCGUCCCUGCUCCAAGUCCAGAAAGGCGACGGGCUUUUGAUGCGACAUUGUUGCCCAAGGCUACCUCCGUAGCAGCUCGAGCCAAGAUGUUCGAAGGCUCUGCUCCCUUCGAGCCUCAGUGGGACGCCGAUGGCGUUACAGAAGCUGAUGAUCGGCAAUCUGCAGCGCAUCAAACCGCUGCUGCAAAGCCUGGGCCGCCUCCCGUCCCGAUCAGACCCGGCAUGGGAUCUAGAACAGCCAGCUACAGCUCUGUUCGAAGUGGCAAGAGUCUCAUGGAUAGCGAUAGCGACCAGGAAUCUGCUAGUCAUGCGUUAGGAGACGUUCUCAAACCGGGACAAUGAUCAGUGUCUCAAGCAUCACCGAGUGAGCUUUGUAGCAUUACAUUCAAGAGACUAAAGUAUAGAGCCUGCAUGCAAUUCGUCACCUUCUCUGAAUUUUCCCGAAUUUGUGAGACUAAAGCUUGGACCCAUCUGUGAGUGCGCCCGUGAUGUCCGAAUUGCUGAAGAUGAUCAAAGCACAAAGACAGGCGAUCAGCGCUGGAUCGAGUCAUUCAUUCUUUCAGUCCAACUCACGGUUGCCGGAGGAUGUGCAAGAAGGGCUGGUACAUGACAAGCUUGUUGCUGCCAUACGCGUCCUACGGGUCCAGGCAACACGUGCG